This is a messenger RNA of Frieseomelitta varia, 1641 nucleotides long. RefSeq lists its product as uncharacterized. The transcript is spliced from 4 exons. The record is from RefSeq and is a predicted model, not a curated record. The coding region runs from base 151 to 1503 and encodes 450 amino acids. Lineage: Eukaryota; Metazoa; Arthropoda; Insecta; Hymenoptera; Apidae.
UCUGCUCAGUUUCUUGAAACUUCUACGUGCUACGCUUCUGUUAAAAACAGUGAUCUGCGGUGAUCUGAUUAAAUUGGGUAUAUACACCGAAAGGGAUUGAUCUCGCUAACAAAAUUUCGGUAAGACGAUGAACGAGUGGGAUUUUCAGCGAUGGGACGAAGCAAAUCCUCGGAGCCGGAAGAGUCGGCGAUGGGUUUUAAAGACAAGCAGAAGGCCCUGGACACGCUGAAGGCUCUGGACGGUCGAGAUAUCAGUUAUCAGUACCACGUGAUCGCUAGUUUCGUGGCCCGCGCGAAAAGAACGCUGCAAAUCACCAGGGACGAGGAGAAGCUGGCCAAUCUUCGCGAGGCGCUGAAAGUGUUCGAGGAUUGGCUAACUGACUAUAAGGAGAACAAUCGCAGCAGGGAGAACCACGCUUACUUGCCAAUCGAGACUAUAAAAGCUUUCAGGACCCUUGCCAAGAAAUAUGACAUUCUGGAGGAUGAAUUCUAUAGCGCGUACAAGAAAGAGAGGGGCGACUACAAAAGUCUGCGGGCCGUUAAGACUCCGAGCGGGGAGACCACUUGGGAUAUCGAGAGAAAUCGAAGGCUGAAGCAGAUCGUCGAUAAGAUCAAACAGAAGCACAUACAAUGGUACGAGACCGACGUCGGUGACUUCCGUGGACUUCCAACUAAGGAGCACGUCCAGUGCAUCAUGUUGGGCUAUAGUCCAGACCCGGCUAAACUGAAGAAACUCGCAGUCCAGGUGGAGGAGAAGUUUGGAUCCGAGGAUAACGAGGACAUGGAGGUGGACGAAAAUGCCAAGAACAAAGGUGUGAAAAGAAGACAUAGCGGUUCGUCCAGCGACGAGGUGGAGAACGACGAGCCGGAUAAAAAGGUCGCGAAACCGUCACCUGAAGGAGAAAAGACUGAGAAAGAGGAGAGCGGACUCAGUUUCAAAGAUAAGGCGAAAGCUUUGCAGAGUAUCAAGUCGUUGGAGGGUAGAGACGUAAGUUAUCAGUACCACGCGAUCGCUGGCCUGGUGAAAAGGGCCGAGCGAGUGAUGUCGUGCACAAAGGACGAGCAAAAGAUCAAGAACAUGAAAGAAGCCGUCGAAGUGUUGGAGAAUUGGAUCACGGAUUAUAAUGUGAAUGGUCGGGCAAAGGAGAACUUCAAUUAUUUGCCCAUCGAUUUGGUGCAAGCCUUCGAGCCGUUGGCCGACAGAUAUAAGAUCGAGGAUAAUGGAUUUCUUAAAGCGUACAAGGAAGUGGAGGGGGACUACAAGAAGCUGAGGAACGUUCAAGUUCCAGACAAGAGUAUCACGUGGGACAUAGAGAGGAAUAAGAAUCUACGAAGUCUAGCAGACCGAAUCAAGGAGAGAGGUAUUCAGUGGUACGAGACGGACGAAGAACUUCGGGAUUUGCCCACCGAAGAGCACACCCGAUGCAUAAUGUGGGCCUUCAGCCACGAUGUUGGCAAACUGAAGAAACUUUUACCUGCUCUGGCUGAGAAGUUGAAGUCUUAACCGAGAUUAUCAUACGAAUCGUGCAUCUGCAACUUAUAUAUAUAUAUAUACGCUUAAGUUACCGUCGCAUGCGCAAACGAAUUUUAGUUUUACUUUUGUUCAACGACACUGAAGUAAUAAAGAUAAUUUAUUUUCACU